Molecule: messenger RNA, 2043 nt
Organism: Talaromyces proteolyticus
Lineage: Eukaryota; Fungi; Ascomycota; Eurotiomycetes; Eurotiales; Trichocomaceae
Product: putative glycosyl hydrolase
Exons: 3
Coding region: 1-2043 (680 amino acids)
Biological process (GO): carbohydrate metabolic process
Molecular function (GO): hydrolase activity, hydrolyzing O-glycosyl compounds
Source: RefSeq, a predicted model, not a curated record
AUGAGCGAAACUCAAGGAUACCGGCCCAUUGAGGACUAUGGCAUCAUCGGGGAUAUGCACACGGCUGCGCUGGUCAGCAAGGACGGAAGCGUGGACUUCAUGUGCUGGCCGGUCUUUGACUCCCCAUCCAUCUUUUGUCGGCUACUCGAUAAAAACAAAGGUGGCCAUUUUAGUAUCAUGGCAGAGCCAUCACAGGGUCUACCAAUCAGCAAGCAACGGUAUCUGCCCUACACGAACAUCCUUGAGACACGAUGGAUCCACGAGGAUGGGGUCUUGAAUCUGUACGACUUCUUCCCUGUCUCCAACGUGAAGUCUCCGCAGUCGGAUCGGCAUCUGACCGGGUACUGCGGCUGCACAGAACCGGGCGGGAACCGCUGGAAGACUGGUGCAAGGCACUCAGGUAUCGUCCGUAGAUUAGAAUGUGGUCGGGGUGAGAUGGAACUGAAAAUGGAACUAUUUCCGGCCUUUAACUAUGCUCAAGAUGGCCACACGGUUCGUUCCAACUUGUCAAAUGAAACCUCACAGAACAAACUGCAGACAGUAUACUUCGAUGGGCUUCAAGAACGGCUGCAGUUGGACAUUUGGGUGGACAGUCGAAGGGAGGGACCAGGUCACCCAAAAACCGUUUUCAGAUUGGAAGACAGGCCAGGCUUCCUUGGACCGGGUCUCGUGGCCGACAUUCAUAUGGAGGAAGGACAAGACAUUAUAUUUGUCCUGCACAGCCCAGAGAAGGCUAUCCCCGGAUCUGCCCAAAUUGCAUCGUAUCUCUCUCGUCUAGAAACGGAGACCUUCGAGUUCUGGACAGAUUGGAGCCACAAGUGCACAUUUCGCGGCCAUUAUCGUGAGACUGUGGAGAGAAGCUUACUGAUACUCAAAUUGUUGACAUACAAACCAACAGGGGCUGUCAUUGCCGCACCGACAUUCUCCUUGCCAGAGAAUAUCGGUGGCUCACGCAAUUGGGAUUACAGAUACUCAUGGGUUCGCGACACAUCCUUCACUCUAUACGCAUUCCUGAAAAAUGGAUACGAGGAAGAGGCAGAAGCAUACAUUACAUUUAUCUUCAAACGCGUUUUCCCCCCCCUAGCCAAACAAGAAAAGAAAGAUGAACACCGUCCGUUCUUGCCAAUAAUGUUCACCAUCAGAGGUGACUCGGAAAUCCCCGAAUAUGAACUGAAUCAUCUAGACGGAUACCGGGGGAGUAAGCCCGUGCGGAUCGGCAAUGCCGCAGCUUUCCAUACUCAACUAGACAUCUAUGGCGAGUUACUAGAUAGCAUUUAUAUGUACAACGCCAAUGCAAAGCCGAUUCAGUAUGACCAAUGGCUCGGAAUCCGUCGAAUGGUGAACUAUGUCAUGGAAGUACGCAAUGAGCCGGACAUGUCCAUCUGGGAAGUACGUGGAAAGCCUCAACAUUUCCUUUAUUCCAAGAUGCUUCUCUGGGUUGCUCUCGAUCGCGGCGUGCGCCUUGCAGAGAAACACUCUACUCUUCCAUGCCCGGAUAGACACGAUUGGGUCCGUGUACGCGAUGAGCUAUACGACGAAAUAAUGACCAAAGGGUUCAAUAAGGAAAAAGGAUUUUUCUCUCAAAGCUAUGAGAAUACAGAAGUCGUUGAUGCUGCGCUCAUGAUUGCCCCUCUAGUGCUCUUCGUCGAACCAAAUGAUCGCCGUUUCUUGAGCACAUUGGAGAAAGUUCUUGAGCCGCCGGAGAAGAAUGGUCUAACGAGUGCCAGUAUGGUGUUCAGGUAUGACCAUGAAAAGGCACAGGAUGGAGUCGGUGGCCGAGAAGGGGCCUUUAUCAUGAUCACAUUUUGGGCUAUUGAAUCUAUGUUUCGGGCACUAAGAUACACAAACACCCUCCCCAGCGGCGAGGAUCUGCGGCGAAAAGCCAUCGCAAGUUUCGAUAACGUGCUCUCCUUCGCCAAUCACUUGGGAAUUUUCUCCGAAGAAGUGGCUAUUAGUGGCGAAGCUAUGGGAAAUGUCCCGCAAGCGUUCAGUCAUUUGUCUUGUAUCAGUGCAGCGAUGAAUCUGCCGGAGAUUCCUCGUUAA